This is a messenger RNA of Plasmodium malariae, 2097 nucleotides long. Its product is annotated as conserved Plasmodium protein, unknown function. The record is from RefSeq and is a predicted model, not a curated record. Lineage: Eukaryota; Apicomplexa; Aconoidasida; Haemosporida; Plasmodiidae. Bases 1 to 2097 code for a protein of 698 amino acids. The transcript has a single exon.
AUGAAAUAUGCAGAAUAUUACAUAAAACAAAAUACACUGUCACUAAACAUUGAAAUAAACAUUUUAUCCAAAUCGUUCGUUAAUGAUUUGCAAAUUUCCAAGAAUGUGCUGAAUUAUAUUAAGGCUUCAGUCAUCGUUGAAAAAAUAAAGGACUUUCUAGAUUUUCAUUUAUAUAAAAUUCAGUUACAAUUAAUUUAUACAAAUUCUUCGAAUGAUAAUAAUGUGAUUUGCUUAAAAAAAAAUACGAAUAAUGCAACAUCCUCCAAUAUUUUCUCAUCUGUUAAAAAUGUGAAUGACAGGGAAAGCUCUUCUUGUCCUGAAGGACUCAAAUUUAAUUGUAAAAAUUAUUCUUUAAAAAGUAAACUAAAUAAUUUUGUGCGUAAUGAGAAAAGUGACGCUAAUUUAUCUAGCAGUAACAAAAUUAUAUGCACAAAUAGCAGUGAGGAAAGAAUAUUAAAUACUAAUGAGAGUAUAAGGCUAAAUAAGUUAAACUUCUUAGUGAAAACAGAAUUAAAAGAGAGCGAAGGAGAAAAUGAAGGGGGAAAAAAAAAUAUUGCUGUAGAAUUUACAUCAAAUAAUACGCUUUUCAUCAAUGGUAGUAGCAGUAAGCAUAAUGUCGAUAAAUCUAAGAUUGAGCUGCAAAAAUUAAGCAAAAGUAGAAAUGAAAGUGAUUAUUUUGAAAUAUCUCAUUUAUUAAGAGGAAAAGAUCUUUGUACAAAAGAUGUUUGUAUUUUUCAACAAAAACAUCUUUGCAGAUACAUAUUUUUACCUUCAAUUUUGUCGGUACAAAAGGCAAGAAUAAAAACAAUUCACUUUUUACUACAAAAAAAAUUGAGUAUUAUAUUAUUAUUAGACAUUGUUGUGAAUAGAAAAAAUAAUAGUUUCUUUGAAUUAAGUGCAAACAUUGAAUUAGAUAAUAUGUUAAAAUUAAAAAAAAAUAUUAUAAUAUUGUGCAGAUCUUGUAAUUCAAAUAUUAUUAUGUGUUCAAAAAUUAAUCUUAUAAUGCCCCACUUAUAUUUACGUACACCCAAUUUCUUUGAUCAUGCAUUUUGCGAAGAAUGUACCUCAUUCUCCUAUGAUUCUAUAAAUGAUGUUGACAAUAACAUUUUUGUUCUGUCUAAUUCCUUAUGUUUUAAUUUUGGAUUAAUAAAAGAUAGUAAGUUAGUUGUUAGAAAAAAUGCAAUAGGUAAUUAUAGGUAUUUUUUUUUUUGUAAUUUUUGCUUCAGUCCACUUGGUUAUUUAGAAAACGAAAAUAGUAAAAACUUUUUCUCAUAUAUUGAUAAUAAAAAUAUUAAUGAUUCUCUAAAAAUUUUCUUAUUUGAUUUUAUGCAUCAAACGGAUAAACAGGAAUAUACAAAACUAGAUAAAAUUCUGUUCAUAAAUCGAAAUAAUAAAACUGUGAAGAUAAGCAAAAAGGAUGGGCAACAAAUCGUAAGCUACAACACAGAAUGUUUAAACAGUAUCAAGUUAGAAAAGGAAAAAAGCUUAUUAAAAGGUGGAUUAUUGGCACAUAAUGUUGUAGAUCUAGAAAAGGGGUAUUAUAAUGCUUACAGCGAGGGCUCAAAUAAAGGGAAAAAGGAUGAUAAACAUGAGAAAUGUGAAGACACAGAAUACAAUAAUACCAGGAGCAGUGACUUAGAUAAUGUAAUCAACAUUUGUAACAACCCAAAAGUUUACCUGUUUAAGCAUAAAAUAAAAAUGCAGAUGAACAAGAAAAACAUCUUUAAAAAUUACAAUGACUUGUUAUUUCUUAACGAAUACAUGCAUAAUAAAUGUGAAAAAUAUAAAACAGCCGUAUUUUAUUUAAAAAAUGACCAAAAAAGAAAAAUCAUUGAAAUAAGGAUUUUUAUAAAAAAGUUAUAUAUUUGUAAAAUUUUGGACGUGGAAAAUAAUUGUGAAAAUUCUGCAUUUUUUCAAAAAGCGAUAAAAGUAUUAUAUUGUACAAAAGAAGAAAAGGAUAUAAAAUUCGCCAAUUCGGAAGUAAUUAUUGUUUCAAAGGAAAUUUAUGAGGAUCUUUUAAAAAUGUUGAUUAACUAUUCCUUUGAAUUGGGUUCUUUUAAAAAUAAGUUUUUAUCAUACCUCCAUUUGGUGCAGUAG